GUGAGCCUGGCCCCCGCCCACUUAGAACAGGUAGCGGAUACUUUAUUCUGUAUGACAUUGAUGUGUUGAAGACCUGAGCCACAAGUCCCUUUUGUCGUCUUCUGGGGUAGGACAUUUGGCUCUGGCUGACAAGAAAAGUAUAGCACAUGAAGAGCUUUUUUAAGAUACCAUCACGCACGCAUUACAUCGCAGGAUGGAUAUUCCCCAUAUUGUUAUCCUGCAGAAGAAUCAUGUAUAUCUAAAGGAGAACCUUUAGGUCGACCCUGUGCUGGAUGCCUUGUACCAGGGCUGUGUCUUCACACAGGGAGACUAUGACAGGUGUAGACUAGCUGCACCAGAGAGACAAUGUGAACUGUUCCUUGAGAUUUUGAAGAAAAAAGGGGUUGAAGGCUACAGGACACUGUGUGCUGUCCUUGAUUCCACACAACAAUUUAUCAAGGAGAAACUUGAUGAAACCUCAACUGAAGAAGGUAAUUCAGAUCUUGUCUAUGUCAACAAGGAAAAGGUGGAAGCUCACCACAAAAAACAACUUGCUGAAAAAGAUGGGCAAAUAGCUGACAUGCACUCUGCAAUGGAAAGACUUGAGGAUCAAGUUAAACAAAAAGACACAGACUAUGCUGAACUGGAAGAACAACUUAUAAAAGAAAGAGGGGAUCUCACAACACAGAUAGAAAAGAAGAAUGAGGAAGUUGAAGCUGUGAAAACAAAUUUGUCAAAUGCAAAUGAUGAGUUGCUGCAGAUUCGGGCAAAAUGUGAAACAGUGGAGAAGAGACUACAAGAGGAAGAGGAGGCAUAUGAUGCUGUAUUGGGGGUUCCCAGGUCACAGUCCCCAGACGGGGUACAUGUAAGAGAGGAAGUCCAUCAAGCAGAUUCGACUGAGCGAAUGUGUCAGUUUUUAACGAAGUCCUGUUGUGAUGGGAGUCAGCUUUGCCUCCUUCCAUGCCUUCAUUCUGCCUGCAAGCCAUGCAUUGAUCACCAAGACACCCAAGCCAAGCAGAAUUGCAUACAGUGUCCCUCCUGUGGCCGUGAGUUCAACAUGGAGCAGACAGCAGUGGACCAUGUCGGACGCAAUGAAGCUGCCUAUACUGCCAACGUUGAUGGAGAGAAGAAAUGUAACUACAUCGAAGGAGAUCAUGAUGCAAAGGCUGUGAUGUUCUGCCACGAAUGUGAUGACCUACUCUGUUCCGACUGUCAUAAACUGCAUGACACACUAAAACGGAAUCGAACCCACAGAGGGAGUGAGAUCAACCAGGAGGAGAAUAUCCCUAUGAAGCAGUGGCUGAAAGAACCUAACUGCAGAGGCCAUCCUGACAAUAAGCUGCAGCUGUAUGACCACACAUGUAAGCAGGAUAUCUGCCUUGUUUGUGAUCGAGGGGCCCACAAGGGUCACGAGAAUGAAGACAUUAAUCCUGCCUAUGUGAAAGCAAAGGGUCAGCUUGAGGAGCAGGUGCAGCAGCAACGACUUAAACUGAAAGAUGUCAAAGACAGAAUGGGAACUGUCACCACUCACCAAACCGAACUUGGAAUUCAACAGGGAAAGCUGGAACAAGAUGCCACUACAGUCUUCAAAAGUGUUGCUGUACGGUUCCUUCACCGGCAGAGACAACUCAUGAAGGACAUUCAUGCGAGCCUUCAGGCCCCAAAUGAAAUGGUUAAAGAGAAGCUGGACACUUUACAUGACGUCCAUACUUCAAUAGUAUCAACGAUAGACUACACCCAGAGAACACUUGAAUCCACAAGACAGGAGGAGCUCAUUGCUCUCACUGCAGAAGCACUACAGAAGAAAUCUGAUGAAAAUCUGAAGAGGAAGCUUCCAGAAGAUGACACACAAGACACGAGAGUCCUUCUUACCUUUCAAGGACAGAAAGCCCUUAUGGAACUAAUCGACACAUUUGGUGGUCUUGCCUCAAGUCUCGACUUGGAUAAUAUUCCAGAUAAACAGCCUACUUUACAGGAUCUCCAUAAACAGAAUAAACAGCUGGCAUUAAAAGAAGAAGAAACCAGAGCGGUACAUGGAGGGCGGUGGCAUCGGCUUGGGGAGAUGAUCCGUCGCAUCACAGGUUCUGCUACAAGUGGAGAUGUAUCACAGGGACUCCAACCUGAACAGCUGACACCACAGGAUCUCCGACAUGAACAGCUGAGACCACAGGAACGCCGACCUCAACAGCUGACACCACAGGAAGUUUACGAAAUCACAUGUUUCAUACUCGGAGCAUCCUUCCUUUCUGAGUCGCCUUCACGUGGUUUAUUAUUGAGAGGGUACUCAGGUGCAAUUCACAUCAUCAACAAGAACAGAAGUGUCAUAUUCAUCACAUGUCCUAAACUCCAACUGGACGCUGCUCGAGCCAACACAGACUGCUGCCAUGUAACUACAGACGGUGAGCUGGUCAACUCGCGACCCGCCAUACGACACAAGGACAGUGGCAGGCUACAGGAAUAUAGGGGCACGUGUACCUCCACCCCCAUCCUACUUGAUCCACCCCCCUCUAGUGUCACCCCUGCCUCCAUCACACCACCAUACUGGGAAACCCGCUCCAGGGUGGGUGUGAUGAGUGCAAUGUAUGGGUUGCGUGGGAUGCCUGUCCUGGAGAUGGGUGUAGUGGAGGAGAGCCAGGUGGACAGUGAUAUGUAUGUUUAUCCACAGCGCCGCUCCUGGUGUGUCAGUGUAAGGAACUGCACCAGACACUCGGGGAGUAUCUGUACCGGGGUGUGGCAGGAAGGGGAGGAGGGGAAGUGUUACAGAAACACAAUGUCUGCCACACCCGGCACACAGGCCACCCUCCACUAUGGAGUUGUGCUGGAUGUUGGGAGGGGUAGACUCGCCUUUAUCGACCUGGUCAGGCAGGUUGUUUUAGCAAAGGCUAAUGUAGAGUUUCGUGAGGCUCUUCUCCCUGUGUUUGGUGUUGGUUUGCCAUUUGCCUUCACAGUAAACAUGAAGUUGAUCUGCGGGGAGCAGAUCGUCAUGACUGACACAAAAAGAUCACUCAUUAAUGAAGCCCUGGCCUUAGGCAUGAACUGAACAUGGCACUGUGUAAACUUGUAAAUGUGACAUAUCUACUCAAACUGUCAAAUACAACACAACACUAGUGAAGAGGAGGACGUAGAAGUAGCCUGUUCAUGUGUUGUUUGUUGUGUACAACCAUGUAACAAGGUUAGCUAAG
Haliotis rufescens (red abalone) is the source of this 3161-nucleotide messenger RNA. RefSeq lists its product as uncharacterized. Lineage: Eukaryota; Metazoa; Mollusca; Gastropoda; Lepetellida; Haliotidae. The coding region runs from base 560 to 3019 and encodes 819 amino acids. The transcript is spliced from 13 exons. The record is from RefSeq and is a predicted model, not a curated record. Gene Ontology annotation, molecular function: zinc ion binding.